Molecule: messenger RNA, 507 nt
Organism: Rhizophagus irregularis DAOM 181602=DAOM 197198
Lineage: Eukaryota; Fungi; Glomeromycota; Glomeromycetes; Glomerales; Glomeraceae
Source: RefSeq, a predicted model, not a curated record
AUGCAAAAGGAGUGUCGACUCCAACAUGAAAAUAAAGGGAUAAAUUAUCUGUUAGAAUCAGUUAAAAAGAGAUUAAUAAGUGGGUAUGAUGUAUCAAAAAUUUCUGACAUGCAAGCUCUUACCGAUAUAAUGGUGAUGCUUUGUAUAUGUCUAGCUGAACUCAAAACCUUAUGUAUAGUAGCCAAUGGGAAGGUGACUGGCUAUGUAAAAAAUAGAAAUCAGGAGGAUCUUCCCCAAGUAUUUAGAUCAAUGGAAAAGAGUGAAGAGCGAGCUAGGCAGCUACUUUCUUGGGUGCAGAAUGCAAUUUCAUCAAGACAGUUAAGAGAUCCAAGUAUAGCUGAGGUUAAAUGGUUAAAUACAUUCCUUAAGAAUCAUGAUUUAUUACCAUGCAAGAUAGAGAUAGUAUUUGUGGUAGUGGUACAUGAAGCUAAGAAUUUAUCAAAUGCUAUAACCAUUACCAGUGAAGCACUUUGGCACAGUCCCGAUAAUAAUACUUCACCGGUAUAA